GCAUAUCUGCGUGUCCAGCCGCAGAACGAAAAAGUUCGCUUGUGUGUUAACAUUUCUGUGUGAAACUUUGCCUUCUGUAAUUAGCUUGUUAUCCCCAAUCAUAUCCACGAAAAAAAUUAUCAUUUUUAUUUCGCGAGCAAGGAGACUGUUAAUGAAACAUGGAUUUCAAAGAUUUAAAAGUGGAACGCGUCGAGGGUGAGUUGGCGGCCAAACUAUUAAAAAUGUAUCCGCCUCACAAACGCGGAUUUGUUAAAAUCGGUGAGAAAAAAUGGUUCAUGCCCUAUAAAUAUACCGAGACCGGCGAUAAAAUAUAUAACUUUGAGACUCGUCCAGAUGACACGUGGAUCAUUACACAUCCUAGAACAGGUACAACGGUGACGCAAGAACUUAUAUGGCUGGUGGCGAAUGACAUGAAUUUUGAUGAAGCACGUCGAAGACAUUUAUUAGAGAGAUUUCCUUUUGUAGAGAUAGGAGCAAUAUUAGACAGCCAUAUCGUAGUGAAAGAUAUUCCUGACAGAAUUAAUACGGAAAGAACUAGCAUUGAAUUUGUGCAAGAACAGCCAUCUCCGCGUUUCAUCAAGAGUCAUAUGCCUCUCGAACUGUUGCCAACAGUCCUAAAUAGCUCGUGCAAGAUCAUAUAUGUCGCAAGAAAUCCAAGAGACGUAAUGGUUUCGUGGUACAAUUUCCAAAAGAACAUAAUACAUUUCGAAUACCAGGGAACUUUCGAGCAGUUCUGCGAUCUUUUCAUGAAUAAUCACACGCAAUGGAGUCCGUACUGGGAACAUGUAAAAGGAGCUUGGGCGAUAAGACAAAAUAGAGCAAAUAUGUUGUUUCUCUUUUAUGAAGAUAUAAUAAAGGAUUUACCUGGAACCAUCAAAAAAGUUGCUGUAUUCUUCGGUAAAAGUUAUAAUGAUGAGAUGAUCGCCAAAUUGAUAGAGCACUUAAAAAUAGAGAACUUUCGUAAAAAUCCUAUGGUAAAUGAAGCGAGUCCCGGCCUUGCGAUACAACCGGAAGCGUUUAUUCGCCAGGGAGCAACGGGUGGUUGGAAAAAGAUGUUCACACCAGAAAUCGAGGAAAAAUUCAGCAAAUGGAUCGCUGACAAUUUGAAGGAUUCGGAUUUGGUUUUUCCAACCAGUAGUUGAGAUUUGUAGAUUCUUUGUCUAAUUACAUUUUUUAAAAUGACGAUACAUGGCUGGCGAUAUAGAUAAGCAUUUAUCUAAAAUUUACAUAUAUAAAUUCAAAAAGUAAAAACAAACGUGAUUAGAUCAUCGAAAAUUGCUCGUAUUUUUUUACUGAACCGGUUUUCGAACAAUGUUGUGAUCAAUUCAUGAACAAUCAUAAUAAAUUUCGCAAAAACCCAA
Molecule: messenger RNA, 1361 nt
Organism: Pogonomyrmex barbatus (red harvester ant)
Lineage: Eukaryota; Metazoa; Arthropoda; Insecta; Hymenoptera; Formicidae
Product: sulfotransferase 1C4-like
Molecular function (GO): sulfotransferase activity
Source: RefSeq, a predicted model, not a curated record